Messenger RNA from Aspergillus chevalieri, 1290 nucleotides. RefSeq lists its product as uncharacterized. The record is from RefSeq and is a predicted model, not a curated record. The transcript has a single exon. Lineage: Eukaryota; Fungi; Ascomycota; Eurotiomycetes; Eurotiales; Aspergillaceae. Bases 1 to 1290 code for a protein of 429 amino acids.
AUGUCAAUCGAAAGCUGUGGCUAUUGUGAUCUCACUUUCCUUGUCCUGGGUGGUCUCUUUUUCUUCGUCUUCGGGUUGUUUGUCGGUACAAUCGAGAUCCUCGUGGCUGAGUAUUAUCCUGAAUACUUCCCUGACAACGGUAGCUACUGGUCAGACCACGAAACAAAAGUCGAUACUGAAGAGGAGGACUUGGAACUGUACUCAAGUGCCGCUGAAGACGAUGCUACUUCCGGCACGGACGUCAUUGGCACCUGCGUCUACUGCUCACUGUCUAUUAGAGGCAAGCCACUGCAGACGUGCAUCGAGUGCAACGGCUACAAUUGCCACCGCUGCCUCCGUACAUUCUUCUUGCUCGCUACUCAGAAUGAAGAGUUCAUGCCGCCUCGGUGCUGCGGGAUGGCCAUUCCUCUCGCCAUCGGCCGUCAAGUGCUUACAGGCACCGAGGCGGAGACGUUCAAGAAGAAGCACGAGGAAUGGAACACGGCGAAGCGGUGCUACUGCCCUAUGCCUGCGUGUUCAGCUUUCUUGUCCCCGCGGCUGUUUCCGGAGCUGCGUAGGGAGGGUCCAGUGAUCAGUUGCCCCGAGUGUGGUGUUGCUAUAUGCACUGCCUGUGUUGGGGUAGCUCAUGAAGAGUGGGUAUGUGCUAGGGACGACGAUAUUACACCUGAAUUAGACUGGGCUUUGAAGGAGGUCGGUGCAAAGCGGUGUCCCAAGUGUCGCACUGCGGUGGAAAUGGUCGAUGAUGUAUGCAGCAGCAUGCGCUGCCGCUGUGGCGCGAACUGGUGCUGGCACUGCUACCGGGACGCCGAGAUGUGUGAAGGAUGGCCGUGUGAGACUGUGCAGGGGCAACUUGUCUAUUUUGAAGAGGAGGCUUGUUCGUCCUCGGACGAGGACUAUAGUGAUCUUGAGACUCCGCAAAACACCGACAGCGAAGACGAUGCAGUCAACUGCAAGGACUACAGCGAUAAAAUCAAAGCAUGUGUUAUCCAAGAUAACAGACGCACCGUCCCGUUUAACUGUCUGCACGGAUGGCGUUUUGUCGAGCACUGGGAGUUCGACGUCGGGUUGCAGUUCGAGUGUGAGUGCUGCUGGGGUCUAAUGCUUCCUUGUUUCAAGCCCCCUGGUCUAUCUCUUGCAUGUGUGCAGAUGGAUCGUUUCGCGACAAGACCGGAAGAUAAGAUGAUAGCGGACGGGUUGGGGGAUGGCACCAUGUUGACUUGUGCUGUUUGUUCUUCGUUUGUGUGUAAUAAGUGUCGGAAGAAGAUUGAUGCGGGGGUGCUUGAUUUCUAA